Molecule: messenger RNA, 849 nt
Organism: Populus euphratica (Euphrates poplar)
Lineage: Eukaryota; Viridiplantae; Streptophyta; Magnoliopsida; Malpighiales; Salicaceae
Exons: 2
Molecular function (GO): protein binding
Source: RefSeq, a predicted model, not a curated record
AUGGCGGAGAUAAAAAUAAUAGCUAUUUGUCAGUUGGGUGGUGAAUUUGAGACGGAUAAGGAUGGUACUUUGUGUUAUACAGGUGGUGAUGCUCAUGCUAUAGACAUUGAUGACAAAAUCAAAUUCAAUGAUUUCAAGUUGGAGGUGGCUGAGAUGUUUAGUUGCAAUGUCGACACCAUGUCUCUCAAAUACUUUCUCCCGGGCAAUAAGAAGACUCUCAUUACUAUCUCUAAUGACAAGGACUUAAACCGGGUGAUAAAAUUCCAUGGGGAUUCUUUCACUGUAGAUAUUUAUGUGAUUUUGGAAGAUAAUUUUCUGUCUGGUGUCUCAAAUUUGCCUGCCAGUAGAUCAAGCAGGACAACUCUGUCUGAAGAAGAGCCUCCUAUUGAUGCACCUCUUGCCGUUCUGGAGGAUAUCACCCAGCCCGAUAACUCACUUUCUGCAACUCUUGAUCUUGAUGUUGUAGACGAUACCAAUAAUGUUGAUGUUCAUAUUGAAGAUCCGCAGAUUGAUCCACUUGAGAUUUCACUCAUUCUUCCUCUUCUUGCUUCCAAUGAUGAGAAACAUGCUAAAGGUGCACAGCAAUGGCAGAAUACUAUUACUGGAGUGGGUCAAAGAUUCGGAAGUGUUCAUGAAUUUCGAGAGUCAUUGCGUAAAUAUGCCAUUGCACAACAGUUUACAUUUAGAUAUAAGAAGAAUGAUAGCCAUCGAGUAACUGUUAAAUGCAAAGCUGAAGGUUGUCCUUGGAGAAUUCAUGCAUCAAGGUUGUCAACCACCCAACUAAUUUGCAUAAAGAAGAUGAAUCCAACUCAUACAUGUGAAGGGUCGGUGGUGACAACAGGGCAUCAG